AUGCAGAUCUUCGUAAAGACUCUGACGGGCAAGACUAUCACACUGGAUGUCGAGGCCUCUGACACCAUCGACAAUGUGAAGGCCAAGAUCCAAGACAAGGAAGGUAUCCCACCUGACCAGCAGCGGCUCAUUUUUGCGGGGAAGCAGCUCGAGGAUGGCCGCACCUUGUCGGACUACAAUAUCCAGAAGGAGUCCACGUUGCACUUGGUGCUUCGCCUGCGCGGUGGCCACUGUCAGGUACCCUGCGGCAUUUUUGAUGAUCCCAAGCUCGUGGCCGACAUGAAGGAAGCAGCUGCCACCAUCAAGAAGGCCAUGGUGCAGAUCGGGGAGCUAUCAGCUAACAUGACGCCGUUGAACAUCAACCAGAUGACGCGCUGGGUGAAUACAAAGGAAGAGCAUGCUGGCAAGAUCAUCAGCUUGGUGUCAGAAUACUGCCUUUGCCAGCGCGUGAAGCCGGUAAGUGAUCCAAAGACGCCCUUUUCGAGCGAGGCGGAUUUCAUCGCAGCCCUUCAAUGCCACCACCAGGUGAUGUUAGCGGCUGUGAAGUGCAAGCAGAAUGUGGACCCAGCAUUGGCCGAUGCCCUCGAUGCGGCUGACAACCACUCCCGGAUACAAAGCGGCCAUGCUAACAGGCUCACAUGCACUGAUGUCGCGGAGAACGCCCGGUGCCUUAUCGGUGGUGGUGCAGCAAUGAGCAUGUGCAGGGCAGCGAGCAGGCCUUUUGCACUCCUUGACUCCUUGCCUGUCCUUGAGCCGGAGGGGCAAGUGGAUCUGGCCGCAUGUGGCACCGGUGAGCAUGACGGCUUUGACGGGCAUUGCGCAGACUUGGUGCCGACGGCCACUCCUCGCGGUGGAAACGGCCGCGUGCGAGUGACUGCAUCAUGCCGGCUACCUCGAGCAUCCAGCUCUAUCGCGAUGGAGGCCAGGGACGCAAGCCCGGACUCGCCAUCGUUCAGGUGUGGACUUCCGCCACUACCGAGGGUGGACUCUGCCCAGACGAUCUCCCGACCCGACUCACAACAAGGUCGAACCCGCUCAAUCUUGCGCACAUCGCGAUCACGAGAAAGGUCGAACUCUCAGAGCAAGCGAGUUUCGUUUUCCGGCGACUGCAAGCCCGCGCCCCCUGCUUCCAUCAACGAUUUGAUUCACCAGUGCAAAGCACCUCCAGAAGAGCUCAGCGUACCAGCGCCAGCUGUCGUGGCUCAAACCCUCAGCUCGACCAGCGAAACGUUCUCCAUGACAGGCAAGCGAAUGGCUUUUCGACACUUCGCGAUCUUUGCGGUGAUUCUGGCCAAAGCAGAGCCAGAAGUUUGCGAGGACUGCACAGCGAACAAUCGCGAGGAACCUCACCACUUGCACUUAGUGCAAAGGCAGCUGCAACUGCUCCGAGCCCCCAGCACACGCCCCUGGGAGGAGGCGCGGGCUGCGGCCAAAAGCGUUGCAAGCAAGCUCGCAAAUGAGGAGCUGUACGAUCUUGUUCGAGGCAGCCAUUUCGCAUGGUAUGGCUCACCCGAUCCAGGGUACUAUGUGGGCAACACACCGGCCAUCCCACGGUUCAGAAUCCCGGCCCUCAAGAUGCAGGAUGCCGCGCAGGGUUUCCGUGCAACGGAGGUUGGCACAGCCGGCACCACGACGUCUUUCCCAAGCAUGUUGGCUUUGGCUUCAACAUGGGAUGAGGAUAUGGUACGCUUGGUCGCAAGUGCCCUUGGUACAGAAUACAAGGGCAAGGGGGCCAACUGCAUUUUGGGGCCUUCUAUCAACGUGCACCGUGCUGCAGCUGGCGGUCGAAACUUUGAGUAUCUCUCGGGCGAGGAUGGCCACCUUGGUGCGAAGUUGACAGCUGCGUAUGUGAAGGGCGUGCAG
Symbiodinium necroappetens is the source of this 1863-nucleotide messenger RNA. NCBI's taxonomy places the organism in Eukaryota, Dinophyceae, Suessiales, Symbiodiniaceae. The record is from the annotation of a GenBank genome assembly.